AUGAGUUUCAACAUCUCGGCCUCGCUCAAUGUCUCGCGGCUCCUGCUCAAGCCUAGCCUGUGUCUUCCUCACUACUCCGUAUCCACCUUUAACGACCUGCCCAUCCCCCUGGACCGGGGCUUGCAGAAAAACGGGCACAAAGCCAGCGUCAAGGCGGUUGUCCUCGACAAGGACGACUGCUUUGCCUAUCCCGACGCAAAGGAGGUCUACGGACCAUACAAACAACACUUUGAGGAGCUCAAAAAGGCCUAUCCGGGCCGGCGCCUGCUCGUCGUGUCCAAUACCGCAGGCGCUUCCAGCUGGGACCAUGAGCUGAAGCAGGCGGCAGAGGUAGAGAAGAACACUGGAGUCGUCGUUCUCCCGCACUCGGCCAAGAAGCCGGGCUGCGGCUCUGAAAUCAUGGCCUACUUCAGGCAGCAUCCCGAGACGGGCGUAACUGAUCCUUCCCACGUGGCCGUAGUGGGCGACCGUCUGAUGACGGAUGUCAUGCUGGCCAAUAUGAUGGGCGCAUGGGGGUUCUGGGUCAGAGACGGCGUGGUGCCCCUGAGGCAAAAGAGCCUCUUUUCCAGGAUGGAGCGGAACCUGGCCAACUUCCUGGUUUCCCGCGGAGUGCAGGCUCCAGUGCCUCAAACGCCCUCCAAGGCAUGA
Hirsutella rhossiliensis is the source of this 648-nucleotide messenger RNA. Its product is annotated as mitochondrial PGP phosphatase domain-containing protein. The coding region runs from base 1 to 648 and encodes 215 amino acids. Gene Ontology annotation, cellular component: mitochondrion. The transcript has 3 exons. Gene Ontology annotation, molecular function: phosphatidylglycerophosphatase activity. Gene Ontology annotation, biological process: cardiolipin biosynthetic process. The record is from RefSeq and is a predicted model, not a curated record. NCBI's taxonomy places the organism in Eukaryota, Fungi, Ascomycota, Sordariomycetes, Hypocreales, Ophiocordycipitaceae.